AAUAUUGAGGAAACUAAAGAAAAUGACAGAAGAGGAGGAGCAUUGGAAAUCAAUGCCUCACCCUCUUCGCUCCCAUCUUCGUCGAGCCAAGAAUUCGUCGUACUCGAAAUCGAAAAGCCGCUUUCCGAUUUCAAAUCGUCCUCCGACAAUCAGGCAACCCUCCACGAGGCUCCUUCCACUUUCCUCGCAGGGGGCGAGGGGGGCGAUUACCCCCCAAUUCGUAGCUUCGACGACUUCAAGAAUUUGUUCCACAUUGAAUCGGUGAAACUGUGGGCUAUUGCAGCCCCCAUUGCCUUCAACAUUCUUUGCAACUACGGCAUUAAUUCGUUCACCAGCAUCUUCGUCGGACAUAUCGGAGAUUUGGAGCUUUCCGCCGUCGCCAUUUCUUUAUCCGUCAUCGCAAACUUUUCGUUCGGAUUCAUGCUAGGUAUGGCGAGUGCACUCGAAACGCUAUGCGGGCAAGCAUUCGGGGCAGGCGAAAUAAAAAUGCUGGGAGUAUACAUGCAACGAUCCUGGAUAAUUCUGACGUCGGCAUGCGUCUGCUUAUUACCGCUCUACAUUUUCUCGACACAAAUCCUGAAGCUGCUAGGUCAACGCAACGACCUAGCCGACAUAGCCGGGAGAUUCUCUCUCUACAUAAUCCCUCAGAUGUUCUCUCUCGCCAUAAACUUCCCGACGCAGAAGUUCCUGCAGGCGCAGAGCAAAGUCGGUAUUCUUGCAUGGGUAGGGUUCUUCUUCCUCGUUCUACACGUGGCGAUACUGUUCUUGUUCGUUCGGGUUUUCAAGUGGGGCUUAGCUGGCGCGGCCGUGGCUUACGAUAUAUCGGCUUGGGGGAUUGCUUUGGCUCAGGUGGUUUAUAUUGUCGGGUGGUGUCAAGAUAGCUGGUGCGGCUUGUCUUGGCUUGCUUUUAAGGAGAUGUGGGCUUUCGUUAGGCUCUCGAUUGCUUCGGCUAUUAUGCUUUGUUUGGAGAUUUGGUAUUUUAUGAGUAUUAUUGUUCUCACUGGCCAUCUUGAGGAGCCCGUUUUGGCCGUUGGAUCGCUUUCUAUCUGCAUGAAUUUAAAUGGAUGGGAAGGUAUGCUAUUCAUUGGAGUUAAUGCAGCAAUAAGUGUCCGUGUAUCGAACGAGCUUGGAUCGGGGCACCCGAGGGCUGCAAAGUACUCGGUUUUCGUGACGGUAUUCGAGUCUCUACUAAUAGGGUUAUUGAGCAUGGUGCUUAUUAUAGCAACAAAGGACCAUUUUGCAAUACUUUUCACUGAUAGUGAAAGAAUGCAAAAGGCAGUCUCUGAUUUGGCCUAUCUUCUUGCUAUUACCAUGGUUCUCAAUAGCAUUCAGCCAGUUAUUUCAGGAGUUGCUGUUGGAGGAGGGUGGCAAGGGCUUGUAGCUUAUAUUAAUCUAACUUGUUAUUAUAUAAUUGGUCUUCCAAUUGGAUUUUUUCUUGGUUACAAAACAGAUUUAGGUGUACAGGGAAUUUGGAUGGGGAUGAUAUUUGGUACUUUUCUGCAAACUGUAAUUCUUCUCAUCAUUGUAUGGAAAACAAACUGGAAUGAAGAGGUAGAACAAGCAUCGGAAAGAAUGCGUAAAUGGGGUGGACAAGAUUUGGAUUCCGACGGGAAGUAACAAUCCAAGACGGAAUUGUUACGAAUACUCGUGCUUCUUUGUGAAUAUGUUGUAAACGGAUUGUGUCAAACCGAAUGUAUCAUUGUUUAAAUUUGUUGGAAUUUUUAUCGAGCUCCAAAGUUACGAGCUAUGUUUGAUAAACAAUUGAAUCGAGCUCGAACAGGUUUCUAACUUAGGCGAACAUGAAUUGAGCUCGAGUAAUUUAAUUUCUAUGUAUAUUUUAAUAAGUUCUAUAAUGAAA
Messenger RNA from Erythranthe guttata (spotted monkey flower), 1858 nucleotides. Its product is annotated as MATE efflux family protein. Gene Ontology annotation, cellular component: membrane. Gene Ontology annotation, molecular function: antiporter activity; xenobiotic transmembrane transporter activity. Gene Ontology annotation, biological process: xenobiotic detoxification by transmembrane export across the plasma membrane. The record is from RefSeq and is a predicted model, not a curated record. Lineage: Eukaryota; Viridiplantae; Streptophyta; Magnoliopsida; Lamiales; Phrymaceae.